Punica granatum (pomegranate) is the source of this 1556-nucleotide messenger RNA. The record is from RefSeq and is a predicted model, not a curated record. Lineage: Eukaryota; Viridiplantae; Streptophyta; Magnoliopsida; Myrtales; Lythraceae.
AUAUAUAUAUGAGAUAUAUAUCAUAUAUGGGAGUUGACGAUCAGUGCUGUCCGUCCAACUGAUGGUGAAGAAGCGAGAGUAGACAACAGCGGGCGUAACGCCGUCGACUUCGAAUCUGCUUUGAACUUGAAGAAGAAGAAGAAGAACGAGAAGAUGAAGAGAUGUAGUCGAUCGGAAGUGCUGCGAAAGGAGAGGGACCGCAUCGAGGAAGAGAACCAAAUGCUCAGGCAGACCGUGGAGCAGACCAUGAAGGAUUACUACGAUCUUCAAACAAAGGUCGAACUUCUUCUUCGUCGUGGAACCGAUCAUAACCCUAAGGCUUCCCAGACUUAUCUCUCGCUCUGGGGGAAUGACAAGCAAAUUCUGGACCACCCGAUUGAGGCAACUCAGUGUAAGGAAACGUCUCAGUCGAUGCCCUCCUUGAGCAAGGAUGAUAAGGAUGCGAUGACCGUUGAAACUGAUCACUUGGGGUUAUCACUGAAGAUACGAAACUGCAGAGACAGUCACCGAUAUCCUGACAUGGAACGGGGUUCGGAAUUACAGCCAAUUUCUUCAAUGAUCCAAGAAAAGAUGCCACCAACAAGGAACGAGCGGGACAGCAUCAUGGCGGCUGGUCUUUCCAAAUCCGCAUUCAACAGAAAGAAUAGGGUUUCUGUUCGAGCACGAUGUGAUUCAGGCACGAUGAAUGAUGGUUGCCAGUGGAGAAAGUACGGGCAGAAAAUUUCUAAAGGGAAUCCGUGCCCGAGAGCUUACUAUCGAUGUACCAUGGCACCGGGAUGCCCCGUUAGGAAACAGGUCCAGAGGUGUCUAGAGGACAUGUCGAUUUUGAUAACCACGUACGAAGGAACACAUAAUCAUCCUCUACCCGUGGGAGCAACGGCCAUGGCUUCCACCGCAUCAUCAUCGAAACCAGCUCCUGAUGCAGCGGCUCCCUUCGUGUUGCUCGAUCCGAGUAGACACGGCAUUCCCCAGCUUCCCUCACCCGAUGCCACAGCUAGUAACUUCGUGGCCCACUGUCAAAUGCCCUUUCCUAUAAAUAACCAGUCAGCAAGCACAUUGCUGAUGAAGAUGAUGAACCCUCAUUAUUAUGUAGCUAAUUGACGGUGGUGCAUGGAACAUCAUCUUAUCGCCGCCAUUAUCGCCGAGUGAUGAGGAUCCGAUGUAGUAGUUGGAAGCAGAAGCAGUAGCUAGCCGAAAGACAAACGAGAAGCAUACAACGAGCCGUCAGGAAGUCUUCAUCAUCGGCCGAUCGGUCAUCGAAACUUAACAACCACAUGGUUGCUUCAAAUUCUAUGUUCAUUAGUGUUUGUAUGCCAAUUUACGCACUAAUUUUUUCGGUGUAAACCAUGAUAUUCGGAUAUCCAAUUAGACCAUAAUUAAUUCAGUCGAGCCAGAUCGGUUUCCGUAGUAAUUUGCUCUAUUAGGAUCAGUUUCCGAGAAAUUGAACGUAUAUGUACUUGGACCGUGGCAUUUUGAUUGGGUCACACCGGCCUGGUGUUCAAGCCCAUAACUGGUUUACAUUUUUAAGGAGCGGGCCGAGUCUCGGUUGACCGUCA